CAGACCACCACCACUAGGGUUGCGGCCGCGCCUUCGGCGCUUGGUUGCCCCCUGGUCGUGGUUGGUGGUGGGCCGUUAUAAUAACUUACAGAACGUUCAGGAUGCCGCCGAGCGCCUGUGUGACCGGACCCUCCUCCUCCUCAGCCUCCUCCUCCUCAGCUUGCCUACGUAGUGCCACUUAGACUGUGACUGUCAAUUGUCUUAUUCGCCAAGCGUGCUCAGUGCUCACACCCAGGAGGCCCUAUGUUGCUAUUGUCUACGUCGGGCUGCAGCGACUAUAAAUGUCGUGCUUGUCCCUAUGCGCCUCCAUCAGCUUCGACCUCUUCAGCGCACUGAACGAUGCAAGAGUCCUCCGGCCUGGACCACAACCGCGGAAAAGCACCUGCAAAGGCUGCAAUUACCACUAGGACGCGCUGGGUAUCAGGACAGCUCAGCUCGGCCGAAUGCAUUUGGCGCGAUAGGCAACCAUGGCUUGAGGAGCGUGGAUACACGCUCCGUCCGAGAUACAGGCCGGACUGGAUACCAUCCUGGAAGGGAACAGACAUAUGGAGUCUUAUGUGCGAGGACGGACAAAUUCUCAUCCAUCAUAAUGUUCUUGACGCGACACGCAUCUCAGACGGGACUGUCGUCAUGCUCAAGAGCAUAGACAGUUCUAUACAUCCGCACGAAGUGGAGAUUGCCAAGACGCUCUGUUCAGAACCUCUGAAGUCGGAUACACGCAACCAUUGUGUGCCGACCAUUGAGGUGUUGCAGGAUCCGAAGGAGGAGGCGGUCUCUAUCAUCGUCAUGCCGUUUCUGCAGACCUACAACGAACCACGAUUCCAAACAAUCGGCGAGGCAGUAGAAUUCUUCCGCCAGGCAUUGGAGGGCCUGCAAUUCAUGCACGAGAAUCGCAUCGCUCAUUCCGAUAUUUCUCCCUUCAAUAUCAGGUUGGGUCCACUGCCGCUCUACGGUCCGACGCUAGCCCACCCGUCAGAUGCUAGGAAGACGCGAGACUACCGCAAAUGGGCGACGCCGUACACUCGGACUGAGCGUCCAACGAAGUACUACUACGUCGACUUCGGUUUGUCCAGAAGAUACAACCCCAAUGACGAGCCUCCGCUAGAGUUACCAGUCCUGGGUGGCGACAAGAGCGUCCCGGAACGUCAGGGCAACGGCCACGUCAAACUCGGUGAUCCAUUCGCCGCUGAUGUAUACUACCUUGGAUCCUGUAUUCUCCUUGAGUUCCUUGUGAAGUAUUCCGGGCUAAGGUUCAUGUACGAGCUGGUCGCAGGCAUGACCAUGAGCGACCCCCAGGAACGGCUAACCAUCGACCAAGCCGUAAGGCGCUUUGCGGCCGUCGAGAGCGAGCUUCCCCGGUGGCAGUGCCGCCAGCGCCUUGUCUCACGGAAGGAGAAGGAGACUCUGCUACAACGAGGCUUCCGGGGCUUCGGACACCUGCUUCGGACCACGUCGUAUGUCUUGCGUGGACUGCCUGCGGUACCUACCCCCGCCCCCCUUAGGUGACCCAUUGUCCUGCGAUCGUAGUAAAGUGGUUGUUAUAGGUAUACCCGUUGUGUUGUUCCGUUGUCCCUGUCUGCGUACCUUGCUACAUCCCAGCAUAGCAGCAAGCGCUCUUCAGACCUUGACGCCCGU
Messenger RNA from Rhodofomes roseus, 1635 nucleotides. RefSeq lists its product as uncharacterized. Gene Ontology annotation, molecular function: ATP binding; protein serine/threonine kinase activity. The record is from RefSeq and is a predicted model, not a curated record. The coding region runs from base 340 to 1506 and encodes 388 amino acids. Gene Ontology annotation, cellular component: cytoplasm; nucleus. Gene Ontology annotation, biological process: protein phosphorylation; mitotic DNA damage checkpoint signaling. NCBI's taxonomy places the organism in Eukaryota, Fungi, Basidiomycota, Agaricomycetes, Polyporales, Fomitopsidaceae. The transcript is spliced from 5 exons.